Molecule: messenger RNA, 3726 nt
Organism: Myotis lucifugus (little brown bat)
Lineage: Eukaryota; Metazoa; Chordata; Mammalia; Chiroptera; Vespertilionidae
Gene: COL20A1
Product: collagen type XX alpha 1 chain
Exons: 33
Coding region: 1-3726 (1241 amino acids)
Molecular function (GO): protein binding
Source: RefSeq, a predicted model, not a curated record
AUGGGUGCCCACGUGCACCCCCACUUAGGGGUCUGCCUCUGGCUGUGGCUGGGUGUUACCCUGGGACUUGGCCAGGAACAAGCAAAUGGCCGCCUGAAGCUAGCUGUGCUGCCCGAGGACCAGCUGCAGAUCAAGUGGACGGAGUCGGAGGGGGGUGGCCUUGGCUACCUGGUGCAGGUGAAGCCCAUGGCAGGGGACGUGGAGCAGGAGGUGAUGCUGACCACCAAGACCCCCAAGGCCACAGUGGGAGGCCUGAGCCCCUCCAAGGGGUACACCUUGCAGAUCUUUGAGCUCACUGGCUCAGGGAACGUCCUGCUGGCUCAGAGGGAGUUUGUGAUCGAGGAUCUGAGGAGUCACUCUGCGAGCAGAAGCAGCUGGAGGCCCCUGGGGGCAGCUCUGGAGCCCACACCUUCCCACAUGGGGAGCCAGGACCCUGACCCCCGAGUCAUCUUGGCCCCAAGCCAAGACCCGCCCGCUCUGGCUGGCCUCCAGUUCCAUUGCAUGCCUCCCACACCCGCCGACAUGAUCUUCCUAGUGGACGGGUCUUGGAGUAUUGGCCACAGUCACUUCCAGCAGGUCAAAGACUUCCUGGCCAGCAUCAUCGAGCCCUUUGAAAUUGGGCCGGAUAAAGUCCAAGUAGGCCUGACUCAGUACAGUGGAGACCCCCAGACCGAGUGGGACCUGAACACCUUCAGCACCAAGGAGGAGGUGCUGGCAGCCGUGCACAGCCUCCACUACAGAGGGGGAAACACAUUCACAGGCCUGGCCCUGACCCACGUGCUGGAGCAGAACCUGAGGCCUGCAGCAGGUCCCCGCCCAGAGGCAGCCAAGGUGGUGAUUCUCGUGACGGACGGAAAGUCCCAGGACGAUGCCUGUGCUGCUGGCCGCAUCCUCAAGAGCCUGGAUGUCGACAUCUUUGCUGUGGGUGUGAAGAAUGCUGAUGAGGCUGAGCUGAGGCUCCUGGCGUCCCCGCCACUGGACAUCACCGUCCACCACGUGCAGGACUUCCCCCAGCUCAGCACACUGGCCGGCCUGCUCAGCCGCCUAGUUUGCCAGCAGGUCCAGGGCAGAAGCCCACGUCCCGGCCCAGCAGCUCCUCCAACCCUGGACCCCCUCUCCGCUCCCACCAGCCUAGUCCUGACCCAGGUGACCUCCUCCAGCGUCCACCUGUCCUGGACUCCAGCCCUGCAGCCGCCACUCAAGUACCUGCUGGUGUGGCGGCCUUCUAGGGGUGGUGCCCCCCAGGAGGUGGAGGUGGAUGGGCCCAGCACGUCCACGGAGCUGCAUGGCCUGGCCUCCGGCACAGAGUACCUGCUGUCCGUGUUCCCUGUGUAUGAGGCAGGGGUGGGUGAGGGCCUACGGGGCCUGGUGACCACAGUGCCUCUGCCUCCGCCCCAGGCACUCGCCCUGGCCACAGUGACGCCCAGGACCAUCCACCUCACCUGGCAGCCCUCGGCGGGGGCCACCCAAUACCUGGUGCGGUACUCGCUGGCCUCCCCCAAGGGCGAGGAGGAGGGCAGAGAGGUGCAGGUUGGGCAGCCGGAGGUGCUGCUGGGUAGCCUGGAGCCGGGCAGGGACUAUGACAUCUGGGUGCAGAGCCUGCAAGGUGCACAGGCCAGUGAGGCCCGGGGCAUCCACGCCAGGACCCCUCCCCUGGCUCCCCCCACACCCUUGAUCUUCUCAGACGUGAGCCAUGACUCGGCCCGUGUGUCCUGGGAGGGCACCCUGAGGCCGGUGCAGCUGUUCAGGGUCAGCUACUUGUCCAGCAAGGGCAGCCACUCGGGGCAGAUAGAGGCUCCUGGCAAUGCCACCUCGGUCACCCUGGGCCCCCUCUCCUCCUCCACUACCUACACUGUCCGCGUCACCCGCCUCUACCCUGGGGGCGGCUCCUCCACCACGACCGGCCGCCUGACCACACGGAAAGUCCCCGGCCCGAGCCAGCUGUCCGUGACAGAGCUCCCUGGGGAUGCGGUCCGGCUGGCGUGGGCGGCCGCAGCGGCGUCCGGGGUGCUGGCCUACCAGAUCAAGUGGACGCCUCUGGGGGACAGGAAGGCCCAUGAGAUCUCCGUCCCGGGGAGCCUGUGCACGGCCGUCCUGCCCGGCCUGGGGGGGCCCUUGGAGCACGAGAUCACCAUCCUGGCCUCCUACAGGGACGGGGCCCACAGCGACCCCGUGUCCUUCCACUACAGCCCCAGAGUCAGCCGGAGCCCACCCUCCAACCUGACCCUGGCUUCUGAGUCACCAAACAGCCUACGGGUCAGCUGGACGCCCCCCACUGGCCACGUCCUCCACUACCGGCUCACGUACAUGCUGGCCUCAGGCUCCGGACCAGAGAAAUCAGUCUCUGUUCCAGGACCCAGGAGCCAUGCGAUGCUCCCUGACCUGCUGGCAGCCACCACGUACAGGGUCCUGGUCUCAGCAGUGUACGGAGCAGGAGAGAGUGUGGCAGUGACUGCCACAGGCCAAACGGCCUGCCCAGCCCUCCACCCAGAUGGCUCCCUUGCAGGCUUUGACCUCAUGGCGGCCUUUGGGCUUGUGGAGCGGGAGUAUGCCUCCAUCCGCGGGGUGGCCAUGGAGCCCUCCGCGUUUGGCUCGACCAGGACCUUCACACUCUUCAGGGACGCUCAGCUGACACGCCGAGCCAGCGACAUCCACCCGGCCGCCCUCCCGCCUGAGCACACAGUCGUCUUCCUCCUGCGCCUCCUCCCCGAAACGCCCCGCGAGGCCUUUGCGCUGUGGCAGAUGACAGCCGAGGACUUCCGACCUGUCCUCGGGGUCCUGCUGGACGCAGGCAGAAAGUCCCUGACCUACUUCAGCCACGACCCCAGGGCGGCCUUGCAGGAGGUGACCUUUGACCUGCCCGAAGUGAGGAGGAUAUUCUUCGGGAGCUUCCACAAGGUGCACGUGGCCGUGGGACACUCCAAGGUCCAGCUCUACGUGGACUGUAGGAAGGUGGCCGAGAGGCCCAUUGGGGAGGCGGGCAGCCCUCCCGCCACCGGCUUCAUCACGCUGGGGAGGCUGGCCAAGGCCCGGGGCCCCCGGAGCAGUUCGGCUGCGCUGCAGCUCCAGAUGCUGCAGAUCGUGUGCAGUGACACCUGGGCGGAGGAGGACAGGUGCUGCGAGCUCCCUGCGUCGAAGAACGGAGAGACCUGUCCUGCCUUCCCUCCCGCCUGCACCUGCUCCUCGCAGAUACCUGGGCCCCCGGGACCCCAAGGGCCUCCAGGCCUCCCUGGCAGGAAUGGAGCCUCAGGACAGCAGGGCUUCCCAGGACCCAGGGGUCCACCAGGGGUCAAAGGAGAGAAGGGGGACCAUGGACUCCCGGGCCUGCAGGGCGACCCCGGCCACCAGGGCGACCCCGGGGAGGCGGGCCUCCAGGGUCCGAAGGGCAUGAGAGGCCUGGAGGGCACCGCUGGCCUGCCCGGACCCCCUGGACCUAGGGGCUACCCGGGCAUGGCGGGAGCCAGGGGGACCAGUGGGGAGCGAGGACCCCCAGGGACUGUGGGGCCCACGGCAGUGACGCUGGGGCUGGUCUGCAGCAGGGAAAGUGGGGGGACCCUGCCAGGCCCAAGACAGGCAGCGCAUGUGCGGAAGUUGGACUCCUUCCCCCACAAGAGUGCCCGGCCCCCCAUGCCCAUCUUGGAGGCCCCUGGGCUCCCUGGAGAAGGGGGAAAUGGUGGCUCCCGCCCUGAGGACAGAGAUGCUGAGGUGGACGGAGAGGCUGAUUGA